AUGACUAUGGGCAUUUUGUGGGCUCGGCAGUUUCUAUGGUGCAGCGCAUCCUCGGGAGGAAUGAGGCUGGAUUGUGAUGGCUCACGGGAGUCCACGAAUGCCAAGAUCAACCUGGUGGACCUCGCAGGUUCAGAGAGGCACAAGUCCUCGGACUUCCAGGGCCACACCUUCAAAGAGGGCUGCGCCAUCAACCAGAGUCUCUCCGCCUUGGCCUUGGUCAUCAAGGAGCUGGGAGAGCAGCAGCAAAGUCGCGUCAUGAGGCAGCGCUCCAGGAGCAUGUCCAUCGACAAGUCUGCCGGGUUGGGCCCGUCGACGCCUGCGGCAGGGGCUCUGCUGGAGUGCAAGGAAGUCGUUCCCUUCCGCUCCUCCAAGCUCACGUUCCUUCUGCGGGACUCGCUCGCCGGGAACACGAGGAGCCGGAUGGUAGCUUGCGUCUCUCCUGCUGCCAUCAACGCCGAUGAGACGAUUAGCACCUGCCGCUUUGCGGCUUCGGUGAAGAAGGUGAGGACGAACGCCUGCGUCAACGUCGACCGCAAGAAGGGCGUGGUGCAACACCUGCAGGCCGAGAUCCGCCGGUUGAAGAAGCUGCUGGCGGCGCGUGGGGUGGAGGUUGGUGCACUGGGCGCAGGCUCUGUGCAGGAGGAGAUCGCCGACCGCGAGCGGGUCCUCAAAACUCUGAAGCAGAGCUAUCAGGUGCAGGUCGAGGAGGCCAGGCUGGGCAAGUGGCCAGCCACGCUGGCAGUGAAGAUUCGUGACUACUUGGCGCUCCCCGAGCGCCUGACUUUGGCAUGCGCAUCAAGGCAUGCGAACAUGCUUUGCGGCGAUGAGGAGGCGUGGGGCCAGUACGCCACGACCUUGUGGGCUGCCUUGUGGAAGUCGGCGGGCACCCUCCCGGAUGGAAACUGCGGCUGCCGUUUCAGUUCUCCCCAAGAAGUGCAAUCCGUCGACCCCAAGAUGAAAGUGCUAGGAUUGUGGCACCUUCAGUCUCUCACAACACUCGAGAUUGACGUGAGGACAACGACUAGAGAGUAUCGACGAUUGACCGUGGAGCCGCACGCGACCGUUGCCCAUGUGAAGAAGUUGCUCGAGCACCAGACAGGCUUUGCAAAGGAUCAUUGUGAGCUAAUCGUACGUCACACGGGCAAGACGCUUUCCCAUCAAGAGGCCCCAGUUGCGGCGUACCUUUGGCUGUCAUUCUGCAGAAGUUCCUCCGCUUGGCGGAGGCCGCCGAUUUUGGAAAUGACGAUCAAGCUGUUCCCCUGGUGCAGUGAAGCUCGAAUGUUAGAUGCAAGUUCGUGA
Molecule: messenger RNA, 1299 nt
Organism: Symbiodinium natans
Lineage: Eukaryota; Dinophyceae; Suessiales; Symbiodiniaceae
Source: the annotation of a GenBank genome assembly